UCGCAAUGCCGCUUCUAGGGCUCAGGCGACGCUGAUACAGUAUACGAGGGAAAAAAGCUUGGUCUGUGUUGAGCUAUAUCGCACAGUAGCUGUUAUCUCGCUUCAGAGGAGGGGAGCGACGCUCCAAUUCGAUGGCUGGCAGGCAAAUGUUCCUGACGAUGCCAGUCCGAGCGCCCUAUACAACAUGAAAUUGAAAACAGUGGACGACAAGGAAUGCUCCUUGUUGGGGCUCCUAGGAUCCCACGUCAGCUCUCUGAGCUCGUUCAGGUCGUUUCUUCACAAGGGCGGUGACGUGUUUGUGGGUAACUACUUGGAGGAGAAGGAGAAGCGCGCCCCAGCAGCUCAGCUCCUCUUUGUUAGUUACCUUGUAGAGCUGACAAGGCCUAAGGGCCACGAGAUAGGCGCUGUAGGCGACUAUUUCUGGUUGCAGAAGCCCUGGCUCAAGAAGAAGAAGGACCUGGAGGGUGUGCUCGCAGCAGGCAGCGACACAGCUCAGGCUGCCAGUAGUGUCCAGACCAGACGCUUCACUCCCACGGUUUCACUGGCGCUUCGGGCGCAAACAUUGGGUGGUGCAUCCAGCAGCAUGCAUGGCGCAGCAACUGCACCCUCCUCGCAAACAACACCUUGCCCAGUCUGCAUGCAGCAGCAAACUCACAGCAAUGCACGAGCCCAGCCCACCAGGACGCGCCUACCUCCGCCGUUGGGACCGACUGGAGGUCUGGAAACAUGUGCCAUGGCACGGUCGACGUGGCUACGGGUACUACACUCUCAAAUGGGGUAAUGCUGGAGGCCUCCCUUCGCGCUGCCGAGCCGGGCGGCAGCGGAACCAAACGGAGCGGCGCCGACCACAGGUCCCCC
Astrephomene gubernaculifera is the source of this 858-nucleotide messenger RNA. The record is from the annotation of a GenBank genome assembly. Lineage: Eukaryota; Viridiplantae; Chlorophyta; Chlorophyceae; Chlamydomonadales; Astrephomenaceae.